Malus domestica (apple) is the source of this 1188-nucleotide messenger RNA. RefSeq names its product transcription termination factor MTERF6, chloroplastic/mitochondrial-like. The record is from RefSeq and is a predicted model, not a curated record. Lineage: Eukaryota; Viridiplantae; Streptophyta; Magnoliopsida; Rosales; Rosaceae. Gene Ontology annotation, molecular function: double-stranded DNA binding. Gene Ontology annotation, biological process: regulation of DNA-templated transcription.
AUGGUAAGCCUCUUCAACUUGGAGGCCGCCAGAUUGGGUUAUUCUCUAUUUCCCAAAACUAAAAGAUUUGUUGUUGGGGUUGGGGAUCUAAAACCCUCGGAUUUUGAUUUUUCUCUUCAAAGUCUGAUACUCUGCAGACACUUUGUCUCAGAAAUCUCACAAACCGACCACGAUUUCACAGUCAAUUACCUCAUAAACUCUUGUGGGUUGUCUCCAGAAGGUGCAAUUUCAGCAUCCAAGCGGGUCAAGUUGCGAUCCCCGGAAAGAGCUGAUUCUGUUCUGUCAUUUCUCAGAAGCCAUGGCUUCUCUGCAACCCAGAUCUCCAAGCUCAUCAGGUCACGUCCGCAACUUCUCGUGGGCUAUCCGGAGAAAACCCUUUUGCCAAAGCUUGAGUUUUUCUUGUCUAUUGGAAUUUCAAGGGAGGAGCUUGCAAAAACUUUUGCUUCCGUUCCUGCUCUUUUGGAUGUGAGCUUGCAGAAACGGAUAAAACCCACUUGUCUUUUCCUUGGGAAUCUGCUUUCUGGGAAAAAUUUUGUUGCUUUUUUGAAGAACGGCUCGCGGAUUUUUUUGGAAGGCCAUUCGAAGAAUCUGACGCCGAAUAUUGGGAUUUUGAGAGAACUAGGUAUGCCCCAAUCAUGUAUUUCUCUGUUGCUAGCUCAUUUUCCUAGCUGUCUAAUACGAAAUCCUGAGAAUUUCGGCAAAGUUGUGGAUGAGGUUAAGCAAAUGGGCUUUAAUCCGGAGAAAUCAACGUCUGCGAUGGCAAUAAAAGCUUUGUGUAGUAAGUCCAUAUGGAAUCAUAAUUGUGAAUCUUAUAAGAGGUGGGGUUGGUCAGAGGACGAUGUUCUCUCUGCUUUCAAGCGGUUCCCACAUUGUAUGACCAAGUCGGAGAAGAAAAUAAUGCAGGUAAUGGAAUUUCUAGUGAACAAAAUGGGAUGGCCGGCGCGAGUUAUUGCCAAAUACCCAGCCAUUGUGAGUCUCAGUUUGGAGGAGCGAAUAAUCCCAAGGUGCUCGGUUGUUAAAGUUUUGAUGUUGAAAGGAUUGAUGAAGGAAAUUGAAAAUGUGAGUUUGUAUUCCGUAAUGCUCCCUGCAGAGAAAUUCUUCUUGGCGAAGUUUGUAACCGGAUAUAUAGAUGAAGUACCUCAGUUGUUGAGUGUGUAUCAAGGAAAAGUUAAAGUUGAGGAUGUAUGA